AUGACAACUGCUACUCUUACAGAGCUCCCAACUCUUUUUCAAAAAUUCCAGGUCGCGAAGAACGUGUUGGAUCGCAUAAGUAUCUGGAAUGGCGAUAUCACCAAGCUUGCUGUUGAUGCAAUUGUCAAUGCUGCGAAUGGUCGAUUGGCCGGAGGUGGUGGAGUUGAUGGAGCAAUCCAUGCUGCUGCAGGAAGAAGCGAGUUGCAAGCCGAGUGUCGCCAAUACAAUGGUUGUGCUGUUGGAGAUGCUGUGAUCACUUCAGGUUGCAAGAUCAAGCACAUCAAAAAAAUCAUACACACCGUCGGUCCACAGGUUUACGGAAGUGUAACAGAUGAAAAACGCGACAACCUCAUCGCUUGUUACAGAACAUCACUGGAUAUCGCGAUUGAAAAUGGAAUGAAAAGUGUGGCGUUCUGUUGUAUCUCGACAGGAGUCUACGGGUAUCCAAAUGAAGAUGCUGCUAAAACAGUCACCCAGUUCUUGACUGAAUUUCUCGAGAAGGACGACAAGUUGGAGCGUAUCGUGUUGGUCACUUUCCUUGACAUCGACAAUCAAUAUUACAAUAAUUAUUUCUCCAAAUACGCAGCCUCGAAGACUGAUUAA
Molecule: messenger RNA, 603 nt
Organism: Caenorhabditis remanei
Lineage: Eukaryota; Metazoa; Nematoda; Chromadorea; Rhabditida; Rhabditidae
Exons: 5
Coding region: 1-603 (200 amino acids)
Biological process (GO): DNA damage response; purine nucleoside metabolic process; peptidyl-glutamate ADP-deribosylation
Cellular component (GO): nucleoplasm
Molecular function (GO): ADP-ribosylglutamate-[protein] hydrolase activity
Source: RefSeq, a predicted model, not a curated record